AUGGCAUCCAUCAUCGGCUUCGCAGCUCGGAUCUGGAACCUCAACUAUCCUCCUCAGCCUGCAAAGAAGGAUGGGGCCGUACGGAUAGGCCUCCUGGGCGCGUCGGGUAUUGCACCAGUGGCCGUCAUCCAGCCCGCGAAAUCACACGCUGAAGUGAUUGUUACUGCAGUCGCUGCGCGCGAUGUAAAGAAGGCAGAGGCAUAUGCAAAGAAACACAGCAUCCCCAUUGUUCACAAAUCUUAUCAAGAUGUCAUUGACGAUCCUGCAAUCGACGCGAUAUACAUUGGCCUACCUAACGGUCUACACUACGAAUGGGCGUUGAAGUCGUUAAAAGCUGGCAAGCAUGUCCUACUUGAGAAACCGUCGACGUCAAAUGCUGCCGAAGCUGCUUCCCUCUUCCACCAUGAACUCCUCAAACAACCCAAUGCCCCUGUCCUCCUCGAAGCAUUUCACCCAUUAUUCACCCCAGCAUGGCAGUUAUAUCUGUCUCUCCUCGAUCCACCAAAUCUUGCCUCAGCACAUGCAACAUUGCUAGUCCCAAGCAUCCUCUUUGGCAACGACGAUAUAAGAUACGUCUAUGAUCUAGCUGGUGGAGCAUUGAUGGACUGUGGGACAUACUGUUGUUUAUUCCUACGGCAGAUGUUUGGGUCAGAGCCUGUGGAGUGUAUAGAAGCCACGCCGACAUUUCUACCAGAGCCCUGGGACCAGAAAUGCGAUCAAGUUAUGGAGGCUAAGUGGCGGUUCCCUAAUGGUGGCAUUGGGUCUAUUGAUGCGAACCUGUCGAACCCUGUGCUCAAGUCAAAGCUUCCGUGGUGUCAGGCUAUUCAUAAGGAGAAAGUGGUUCAGGAUGAGGAGCUAAGUGAGGAGAAGGAACAUGUGGUGGUCAAGAGGGUUGUGGGGACCCUGCUGAUGCAGCCAGUAGUGUGGCACCGUAUCUCAAUCACCGAGCAACACACCAUACGCAAUAUCGCCGAUAAGAAAGCUCUGAAGUCGUGGACAACGACCGAGUACAUGAAAGCAUACAAGUGGGAGGAAUUCAACGGGAAGAAGAAGGGCGAGGACUGGUGGAAUACCUACAGGUGGAUGCUGGAGGAAUUCGUGAACAAGAUCAAAGGAAGAGAAGGGAGUGGAGUCUGGAUGUCCCACCAGAAUUCGAUCCACCAGAUGGAGAUGAUUGAUAGCGGAUAUGCCAAAGCUGGCAUGGCGAUCAGACCCUCCUCGCAUGUUCUCCAAUAA
This is a messenger RNA of Hyaloscypha bicolor E, 1236 nucleotides long. Its product is annotated as putative oxidoreductase. The transcript has 3 exons. Lineage: Eukaryota; Fungi; Ascomycota; Leotiomycetes; Helotiales; Hyaloscyphaceae. The record is from RefSeq and is a predicted model, not a curated record. The coding region runs from base 1 to 1236 and encodes 411 amino acids. Gene Ontology annotation, molecular function: nucleotide binding.